Messenger RNA from Ochlerotatus camptorhynchus, 4597 nucleotides. RefSeq lists its product as uncharacterized. The coding region runs from base 88 to 4584 and encodes 1498 amino acids. The record is from RefSeq and is a predicted model, not a curated record. The transcript is spliced from 3 exons. Lineage: Eukaryota; Metazoa; Arthropoda; Insecta; Diptera; Culicidae. Gene Ontology annotation, molecular function: protein binding.
AAAUAAUAUUAUUAUAGUCAUUGUUCUGAGCUGCAUUGUGUUUUGUAGACAACCCACAUUUUCAUCGUUCAAUCAGUGUAAUUGACGAUGUCCCAAAAUCAUAAUUACCUGGAAGCAGCUCAGGCUGGUGACUUGUCUGCCGUAAAGUACUACCUCGGAUUGCAACCAGAAGUCGACGUCAACUAUCAGGAUGUGAAACUGCAAAGUGCACUGCACAGGUCAGUGAAGGCGAACAGAAACUCCCAUCAGAUGGUGAGGGAUUUGAUUGAAGCUGGAAUCGAUUGUAGUCUGUUGGAUGACCGGAAUCAAACAGCAGCCGAGUUUGCCCGACGCGUUGGAAGAGGCGAUUUGAUGCUGCUGAUGUUGGAAUGCGAAUUCCGGGACGUACCAGUGCGAGAUGUUUUCUAUCAGCUGAUACGAAGGGAGAAUAUGGAGUUAGUUUGUGUGUACGUGGAACAGCAGAAGCUAUCUAUUAAAGAGGCAGUACGAUUUACGGAGGAAGCCUACGAAGUGCUUCGGAUGAAAGGAGUAAGGCUAACGGAGCAGGUUCAGUACGAAGUGGAACAGGAAUUGGUCAAUUAUUAUAGUAAAAAUGCGACCUUUUGUGAAAUUAAGGUGAACGAGAAAGAGUUGUUGGAGUACAUUGACUUUGUGCUGGAGAACUCGGAUGAAGAGAAUCUAAACGAGACGGGCGAUGAAGUACUGAUGGCAUUGCGAGAGCUUGUGAAGCUAAUGUACCUUGGAAAGCACCAGUACGACGACGCGAUGAUGGAGGUUCAGUAUUGCUUGUGUGCUUUUGUAUCGGUCUAUGAUAGAUUGGAAGAUACGGCGUUAUAUACAUUGGUUAUAAACAAGCAGAUGGUGCUGAGAUUUUUGCGUCUGGUUGCAAAACAGCUACGAUGUAGCGACAGAACUUUAUCCAGCAGAGAUAGAAAAGUUCGGAAGGAGUUAAGGAAAACAUUUGUUCUUUUGAAGGAGGUAAACUCUGUUGGUAAAAUAGUAACUUACUUGAAGAAAGGGUGUGAGAUAGAUUUGAAACAGCAUGACGAUAAAGAAGUAAACCAACUGGUUAUAGAUCGGUGCAUUCAAGUCGUGGGAGAAUCCAUCAAGAGCACCAAGCUGUCACCGAAUUUGUCUAAGCGAAUGCAAACGGCAUUCGAAUACAUAGUAUCUAGUGGAACGGCUUUAAGUUACAGAAGUACCCGGGAAUUUCACUCCCACGGUUAUCCGGUGAUUAAGUAUUUACUAGAAAAAGAAAAUGAUUUCGCCUCGUACAGGAAACUGCAGGACAAUUUAAAAUCCAUGUUGAGCCUUUUCGAGUGCAUGCUUUCCACAUUGCUGAUCACCAUCAGUAAACGCUUUCUAGGCUCACUGUACAAAAUGAAAACAAUCAAACAAAUGCGCUCAUUGGCAAUGUUUGCCCAUCUGGAAUUUAUUGAAAGCUUUCAGAGUCCAGUUGCAUUUACAGAGAUGUUCUACAGUGAAAAAGUCGUGAUGAUGCUUGUUAAUGAUUUGAAGAUCUUACUGAUAGAUGAUUUGGUGAAUCACCAAGCGUUGAUUUAUUUAGAGGAUCGAUUGAAGCUUUAUUUUCAAAAUAUGUCCAAGCAAGGUCACAACUAUCAACAGCUGGGUCAAAGCUUUGCAACGUAUCUACGUGUGGUAAGGAACAACCAUAAUGUUGAUAGUAUAAGAUCAGUUCUCAAAUUUCCACUGUUGCAUCCAUGUCCAAAAUAUUCUAUAAGCUUUUGUUCUCAAGAGUCCCGUGAAAUUAGCGGAACGGUACGCAGUUUGCUGAAUAAUCUGCUGCAGUCUUGCGCCGAUAAGAAAGAUCAUCAGAAAAUUAUAAACACCGCAUUGGAGCUUUUCAAUCAGUUGGACAGUGAAUCCUCGUCUGGACUGGAUAUGGUUCGGCUGAAGCAAGCAAAUCGAGCCUUGGAUCGUUAUCUAAAGGAAACUCUUCAUGAAUGUGGUGCAGACGAAAAAGUGUUCACACAAAUCUCUCAGAAGCAGCUCAAGGAUCUGAGUCGCAAUAUAUUCAAUGUUAAAGAACGGUUCAAAAUUCUUGCCCUUCCUGACAGUCCCAAACUUAGAGCCGUCCGGAAGAAGCAGGAAAAUGAGUUGCAAAAUGCAUUCGAGCGAAAGAUUGCGACCUUAAAAAAGUUGCUACUAAAAGGUUCACAACCGACGGGCUCUGGACCUUAUAAUUAUAAGAUAAAGGAAAACUGGACAGUUCAGUUUGCUAUUGAGCAUGUGCUUUUGGAAAUUAGCGAGAUUUUGCUUGGAGUAGGAAUAAUGAAACCAAAUCUGCAUCUACUGAACCAUCGAGCUCCAGUGAUUUGUGGGAAGAACUUGCGUGAUGGCUUGGCACACGAUAUGUUGAUGUAUAGCGUUAUCAGCGAGAGUUGCAGGCAUCUCAUUUGCAACGCUAUUUAUUACGCUAGCCUAUCCAUCAAGCUAUAUGAGAAAACAGAUAGGACUAAACCGGAGGUUUUGAGCCGAAAUAAAUGCAGUAAAAUCGUGGACAAGCUCCAUUGGUUUGAAAUGCAAAGUAAGUUAUACGAACAGUUAAAAGAUAUGGAAAAAUUCGAAUUCAAGCGUGUUGAAAUCGAUGGACCUGAUAUUCUUGGGUGUACACGAGAAACCAAAUCAGACCUGACGAUGCAUUGCAACAACGCCCUCAUUCAUGCAAUAAAACACAAUGUUCAAAUAUUUGUGGAUCACAUUGACGGCACUAAACCUUCUCAAUCAGCUCAAAGACUGAUAAAUACAAUCAACCAUCCUCUGAUUCCUCGUAAAAAGCCAAAUCAAUUGAGUGCUCCGGAAAAGGCACAGAUACUUCUGAGCAUCACGCUGGCAGCAGACAACUUUUCCUUGUAUCGCAAAGUGACCCAAAAGUGUAAUGCUUCAUUGACUUACGAAGCGGCAUUCAAACAAAAUCCGGCAGUUUUGAAUCACUUGGAUGAACUAAAUCUACCUCUGUCAAAGCAAAUGUUGCUUGAUGGCAUUGAAACAGGAAAUACUGCAGUUUUCAAAAUGCUAUUGAAGAAGCUGGAUACACAAACUAUCAUCGCUUGUUCUCCGCUGCUACACGCUCUAAUAUACGGACAAGUUGAAAUGGCUCAACUGCUAGUUGAAAUAGUAAAGCCAAACGAAAAGGACGCUGAAAUUGCUGUUAUAUACAACUUUAAUAACAUUCUGAAACAUAUUCUUCGUAAGGUGAAGGAUGUCCGCAGUUUGGUCUUGUACGCAGUUGCACGUGACAACCUGGAAGCAAUCAAACUGAUGGAAAUCAGUCCCAAAAUCUAUAGCAACAUUACUGGGCUUCUCCAUCAUGCAGCUUACUUAAACCGAAUUUCCAUACUGGAACAUUUCCUACGGAAUGACGAGUGGCGAAAUAGGAUCGACGAACUGGAUGAAAAUAAACUCACAGCAAUUGAAAUAUGUGCUCAGAACGGAAACUAUUCAGCAGUCAAGUUGCUUUCGCAGUAUACCACCAACGUAAAAAGUGCAAUUAAUCGUGCUUCUUUUUCAAAUUACAAUAGCAUCGUGAAAUACCUGCUCCGACACAAUCCUCAUUUGCUACCAGACUUGCGUAUCAUCUUGGUUAACCGAGCAAUUGAGAACAAAAACAACAGUCUUCUAAAGUAUCUUCUCGGUCGCCAUGUAAGUGAUAAUCUGGACCUAUCGCAGCAAUUCCUGGGAGCCAUCAACUUUAACAACUUUGAGGCUUUGGAGCUUCUUCUGAAACACGAUCCACAAUGCGCUCAUGCUAUUGAUCUCAAUGAAAAGUACAAUGCAUUCCAUAUUGCCGUGCAAUCUCUGAGCCUAAUGAAGAAAGUGGACGUCAAGUCCCGAUUCUAUAAAAUUCUCAAUCUACUUGUUGCUCAUAAGGUAAAUCCUGCAGCUAAGAACAAACACGGAAUAACCCCUCUGCACCAGGCUUCCUCCUUUGGCAAUCCUAAAAUAGUAUCUCGUUUGCGUAAGCUUGCCCCCAACACCAUUAACGAAGCGGACGCUAUCGGUCGCACUCCUCUCAUCACUGCUCUAAUCACCGAAAAUCUACCAAUCGUCGAAUAUCUUUUCAAAAACAAAGCCGAAACAAAUGUCCUUUCGACGUUCAGAUAUUCCCUUCUACACAACGCUCCACCAGUUACCCACUUUCUGACCACAAACACCGAAUGUCUCGAGUAUGCCGUCAAAACCUUGCAUGUCGAUCCUGACCUAACGGAUUCUUUCGGCCGAACACUGCUGCAUGAACUCUGUCUGAUGGACAGUGCAGCGAUGGUAAAAUUUCUGUUGGAACAGUGCAAAGCGAAUAUCGCCGCUCGGGAUCUUUAUGGUGAAACUGUGCUGCACCAUGCUGUCCGGUACGAUAGUCAGACGGUUCUGGAGUAUCUUUUGAAACGACCGGAUUGCGAGCUGGAUCAGCCCAAUGCACAGGAAUACACACCGUUGGUGCUAGCGAUUGUCAUCCCCGAUAGGAUGCACAUGGCGCAAAAAUUGGUCAUAGCCGGUGCAUCGAAGGAGAAGUUGCUGCAGGUGGUUACGGGCAGCUGCCGGGAGGCGCUUGCACAUAUUCAGUAACCAAUAUCGAACA